Messenger RNA from Peronospora belbahrii, 567 nucleotides. NCBI's taxonomy places the organism in Eukaryota, Oomycota, Peronosporomycetes, Peronosporales, Peronosporaceae. The record is from the annotation of a GenBank genome assembly.
AUGAAGUUACUGGCUCUUCUCGCUGUUGCUUUGAGCUUGCUUCGUUCAUCUUGCUCACUGAAGCUUGAAUAUGACAAAGUAGUCCCGUUCGCAGAGGUGCUCCCUACAACACCUGAGAGUACAGAUCUAUGGACGAAGUGUCGAGUACAACGGUUUCGUGGGUUUCAUGUACGCAUGGUACUUACCAAAAGACAUUGUGAUACCACCAUUGCGGAUUGGCCACCGCCGUGGUUGGAAGUUUGUUAUUAUAUGGGUGGGAAUCUUUCCGAGGAUGCUAAACUGUUAUCAGUCACGAUACCUUCCCUUCUUGGCUACUUAACCUACAGUCUUCCGAGCAAUUCCUACAUGGAUGAAAACAGUGUCAAGCUUACGUGCACAUGGCACUAUCAACAUCAGCUUUGCCUGAAAGUUACGCACAAGGCCGGAGAGUUCCAACCUUUAAUUAUGUGGAAUAACAUGACUGAUGCAGCGCGUAAGGCACUAGAAGAUACGAAAUUCUUUGGGUCCAAGUCACCCGUGAGUAGCAAAGCGUUUCAAAAAGCAAUGGAAAAGGCCUAUCCUUUCUAG